GGAGUCAGGGGAGCGCGUGGGGGGCGUCCGUGUCCGCUCCGCCCCACGGCCCGGUGCUGUCCGCAGGGAUCCGCCUCGGCGCGGAGCGGCCGGGCCUCGGGGGCUGCUCCUGCUCGAUGGGCGCGGGGCCGCGGAGCGGAUCGGGGCCGUACGUCGGCGCCCAUCUCCCACUCGGCUGAUACUCGGCUCUGCCCUCGGACGUGCGGCGGUCGCCGCUACGGUGCUCGUUCGGACCCUCACAGGACCGUGCGUGGCGGCAGCGGCGGCUCUGCUCGCGCCCGGCACCGCUGCGGGAACGGCGGCACCUCCUGAGCGGAACGGCCGCGCCGCUGACACCGCCCCGGAGCCGCUCCGGAGCGAACUGCGCGCAGCGUCCGGGAAAGAAGGCUUCAGGAGCUGAGACUGCGACCGAAAAUAAUAAUGGAAGCAGGUUGGAAGGAAUCUUUUCCUGCAUCUUGUGUCAUGCCUCUGCUCAACGAUGAGUCAUUACAGAGUUGCAGUGCCAAAGGCUAUCUGUCCUCCCAGGAGUUCAACCUGAAAUUCCUAGCUGGAAAUGUUGUCGUCUUGUGUCCUUUGUCAGUAGUACUGAAGAUUUAAUUGUUGCGCAUCAAGAAACAAGUUCUAUCUCUUGUCCCAUGAGAUGCACUCUUAAUUAUGGCAAGUCCGAGGCAUGUAUUGUCUUCCCAUGUGUGGGCAGCCCGGAGCAUGGCUGGCCCAGGUGGGUGUCUCCAGCAGGUUUCUGCCUCCUGGGUCAGAAAGUGGUCCCAGAUGUCUCCUGUCCCUUAUGCUUCCCACUGCUCCUCAACAGGCAAAGUCAGCACGUGCUGCCUAUGCUGAUGGAACGGCCAGGUAAGACUCCUUACUGCAUCACAGCCAGCUUUAUGACUGCAAUCUAGACAUAAUCUCAUUAAUUAUUAGAUGUCUGACAUCAAAUGUUACAGAAAUAAGAAUCUAGAAGACUUAUAAGUGUAAUCAUGCUCUAAAAUCACUUAAGAUGAGGGCGAGGGUCUAUCUGAAUGUUGAGCUUUAAGCUCUGAUGACACUCAGUCAUGGACAAGUUGUAAUUUCUUUCUCAUUGUUUCAGUAAAUAUAAAUAUUAUGCUGAAUGCAAAGCUGCAGACUGUAUUUUGACUUUAAUAUCUUCAAAUAUUUGGUCUCAAUCCAUGUUUAGGGCAAAUCCUAUUUACUGUCUUCAGGAACUGCAAAAUAGUAAAAUGAUUUUGAUUUAUCUAAUAACUUUUUUUUUUUUAGCAAUGAUAGUUAAGGCUAAAGAUUCUUACUGACAUAAUCCCCAUUAAGAUGGUAGGACUGCUUGUAUAAUUCAGUUUAAUGAAAGAGGUUUUUAGAGUAGGAAAAAAAAAUACUCUUAGAUGAGAACUAUCAUAUGAGCAGUAUUUUUCUGAAUUACCAGUUGAACAUAAUGGACAACAAUUUGCACAGAUCAUUUGGGUAAUGCACAGUUUCUGAAGAAAAACAAUGAAGGCAUUCUCUUGAUCUUUAUAACCACACACUCAUCACCUUCAAAGCAAAUUUACUAUAUUGCUUCUUAACAGCUAUUUCUUCCAUUGAAGUUUUAACAAGUUCAUUAUGUGAAUGCAGACGGGUGAAAAACAUUCAAAAAUCUGUGAGAAAAUCUCUUAGUGACAUUCAGUCAGAACUGGUAGAACAAUCAUUGCCUUUUACUUCCUUGUUCUUACGCAGUACCAAAGGAACUGAGUUUAACCAUGCUUUGCAAAGCAAUCAGAACUUAAGCAAAGCCUUACCUGCUCAGAGGCUCCAAACCGAAAGAGAUCAUUAUCAGGUCCUAAGUAAGCACAGCCUGCUAACAAGUUAUUUUCUUUUCCUAUGCUCCAUAUGCACUUAUCUAUUGGAAUUAAUUGCUUAUUCUUCAUUAAUAGAACAUAUUUUAUUUAGCUAGCAGCUUUGUUAUAUACUAUCAAUUAAUGAAAAUCCUGCAGUUAUCCUGGUGCUUGUCCUAGAGCAGCACACUGGAAAAGACUGCUUUUUGAUAAUGACUUUUGCACUGACUCUUGUAUGUUCAGGCUUUAUUUAUAAAGUAUCUUCCUACAGAAGGUUCUGCAUCAGAUUAUGGGAAUGUACUUGGACACAUCUUUAUAAUCUUACUGUACUGCAUAGAAGUAACAUCUCUGCUCUUUGCUCCCAUCGUUGGAGUAACACCAAACCACUUCAGUAAAGUCAGGCAGCAGGAGGAGAAUACUUACCUAAAUUUCCCGAGGUUUAACUGAAUGGAGAACUCACUGCCUAUGCAUGAGUUUCAACAGUUUCUAAAAGAUGGAGGGUUUGUAUUGAUAGUAGAUAAAUGAGAUUAAUCAAAGCAGUUCUGAUUAAAUACAACUAUGAAGUCUGCUGUGGAGUUUUGCAGGUGCUCUCCUUUAUUUGUGUCAUCUGAUAAUUAAGGUUUUUAGGUUUAUAAUCUGUAGUAAUCGCUAUGCAUACAUUAUAAUUUCUGAUGAAUUACUGGUUUAAAAUAAAUGCUUGUGUAUUGCCUUUAACUUCUGUUUGCAUGUAAGCAAUAGACGGGAAACUCCUGUACUGAAGACAGAAAAAAAUAUGGCCUUACUGUGUUCUUAAAAAUACUAUAGUGUAUGUAUGUGCUGAGUUCUUAUAUUCUCAUUAGAGAUAUGCAAUUGGAACGGCAUUAUGAAAUACAGCAUAUUGAAAAAUUAAUAUAAAGACAGCUAAUGCCAAAAAUCAUGCAUAGACCUCUCUUGCUGCUGUUUUGUUGUUGUUUUUGUUACAUAUUAUUUUAAAAACAUCCAACAACUCUGAACUGGUAGGACUGAUUUAUGUUGGAUGUUUAAAAUCUUACUCUGAAGAGAUCCCUUCAGCUUCUUAUGGACCUUUUCCUUCCUUCGUGCUCCCCUACCCCCAGCCCAAAGUGCAUUCACUCUCCAGCUUCUCUCCACGCCACACAGCCUGCCCCUGCCCCUAGAGAGCCUGGCUUCUCCUUGCCAGCUGCUGCUGGUUUAUAUGGCAGCUCUUCUACAGCUGCUGCAGUGAACUGUGCCGGCCAUCAGCUCCUGUAGGUGUGCAGCAUUCCUACUGCUGGGGCCUGGGGCAGCUCUCAUACUUCACAUGGAACUGCCUGGCAGGAAAGCUUGCCUAUCCCAGGUUUCAAAGCAGUUUAAGAAUAUCUGCUGUCCCACCUGGGUAUUAAUGCUUAUCAACAAAAUUAGGAAAAAAAAAAAAUAGUGUACACUCUGUUCAAUUCAAGCUUAAGAUUGUUUCUCUCUGCCCAGCUUACCUCCUGGCUACGCUCUUAGUUACAAACAGAAAUGAAAUGUACAUCUAUGCUGUCUCUGAUAGUAGAAUUUCUCCCAUAGUCUCUGAUAGUAGAAUUUCUCCUAGUUUCUAAAUACCACAGAAUGCUAAUUUGAAGCUUCAUUGCUGGGGCCAUGAGUUAUCCUGAGACAUGAACAGGGGUUAGAAUGCAGUCUCCCUGCCAAGUUUACAGCUCCUAUGAUAGUUCAGCAUUAAUCUUUUCAGGGCAGCCCUCCUUCAGUCAGACAGGAGCUUCCACCUCUGCUGUGCUCCCAGCGGUGCAGACCUGGGGCAGAUCACUCCACCCUCACUGCUAACAAAAGGAAAUCUUUGUUUUCACCGUGCUGGAGGUCAGGAAGUGAUCAAGCAAAUGUUCUGUUUUUUUUCCCACAGAAUAGGAAUGAUUUGAUUUCAGCACUGCUGUUAGCUGCUACAGAAGGAGGGAACAUGCAUCUUGCAUAGCUGACUUCUAUUACAAAGACGCAGCAUGAGCUCCAGCUAGAGAGAGGGGCAGGAGACUGCCAGCAGAGAAGGGCAGAAGGCACUCCAAGAGAGAUUCCCUUGCAUAUUCCUCUUCCCACAUUGUUUCCUGGACUAUUACCAGAAAGCAGAAGCAUGGAGAGUUAGUUUAUAUUUGGUUUCUCCUUCUAAUCUUGAAUAUUCUUUACAGAUUUAAAACUUCAUUAUUAUCCAACGUUACUUUUACUAGCAGGGGGGAAAAAUGGAUGUAUUCAGAGCACUUGGAAAUGAGUCGCUGUUGUCGAACUCCUCUGGUCCUGCUCGAUGGGAUCCCUUCCACCAUCCCUUGGACUCCAUCCAGCCCUGGCACUUCAGGCUUGUGGCAGCAGUAAUGUUCGUGGUGACCUCCCUGUCUCUUGCGGAGAACCUGGCUGUGAUCCUGGUAACUUUUAAGUUCAAGCAGCUGAGACAACCUGUCAAUUAUGUUAUAGUGAAUUUAUCUGUGGCUGAUUUCCUGGUCUCUUUGACUGGUGGCACCAUCAGCUUUUUAGCCAACCUAAAAGGCUAUUUCUAUAUGGGGCACUGGGCUUGUGUACUGGAAGGAUUUGCUGUCACGUUUUUUGGUAAGCUUGAUUUUGUCUGUAGUUGUAUCUUGUUUUCCUUCAGCUUCCUUCAGUGUGUUUCACUAUCCUGCAGCUUCCUAAAUCACUGACCUUGCAUGCCUGUGAAUGCACUGGAUCUUUUCCAGUUGUGUGUGUUCUGUGGAGGAUCUCAUAUGAGUGAAUAAUGUGUAUCACUAUUGCUGUCAUAUGUCAGCUUCUUGCUGCUUCUAUACUGCUCUCUGAAUAUAGUCAAUAUAAUGAAAAAAAAAAUUGCUAAUAGAAUAGGAAUAGUUGUGGGGAAAACAAUGUGAUUAAAACAAACAAACAAACAAACCACUUCACUGUGUAAUUAUUUUCCAGGUUUGUCUCUUGGUGUAUGAAUAUGUGGUUAAGUGAGAGAGAGAGAGAGAGAGAGAGAGAGAGAACAAAUGGCUGUUCUUAAACUAUGGAUAAUGUUAUGUCACUGAAACAUCUUAUGUCAGCUGUCCUGCAACUGUUCUGAGGAGCCAUGCCAUGCCUGUGGUUGCCACCCCUCUCAUUUGCUUCUUCCUGUGAUUCUUUCUCUUGGCUUUGUUUUGCAAGUAUGCAAAACAUAUUGAAGUACUCUAAAAGGGAAAAUCAAUCAUCACCAGGCAUUGUGGCUCUCUGGUCUCUUGCUCUUUUGGCUUUUGAGCGGUACAUUGUGAUCUGCCGCCCAGUGGGAAAUAUGCGCUUGAGAGGGAAGCAUGCUGCCCAAGGUAUUGCUUUUGUGUGGACCUUUUCCUUCAUUUGGACCAUUCCACCAACCAUGGGUUGGAGCAGCUACACCACCAGUAAGAUUGGAACUACUUGUGAGCCUAAUUGGUAUUCAGGAGCUUAUAAUGAUCGUUCCUACAUUAUUGCAUUCUUCACCACCUGUUUUAUAGUGCCUUUAUUGGUAAUUCUGGUGUCGUAUGGGAAACUGCUGCAGAAGCUAAGAAAGGUGUCAAAUACACAAGGCAGGUUGAGAACUGCCAGGAAACCUGAAAGACAAGUGACUAGAAUGGUGGUUGUUAUGAUCAUUGCUUUUCUAAUCUGCUGGAUGCCAUAUGCCGUCUUUUCUAUCCUAGCCACUGCAUACCCUUCCAUUGAACUGGAUCCUCACCUGGCAGCAAUUCCAGCUUUCUUUUCCAAAACAGCUACUGUUUAUAAUCCAAUUAUUUAUGUUUUUAUGAACAAACAGUUCAGGAUGUGUCUGAUUCAGAUGUUCAAGUGUAGUGCCAUAGAGACUGCGGAGUCCAACAUGAACCCAACUUCAGAGAGAGCAACACUCACCCAAGACAAAAGAGACAGUCAGUUGUCUGUCAUGGCAGUACGAAGCACCAUUUCUUAGAGGAAAAAUGGAGAUGAACACAAGAAUUGCAAUUCUUUUGCUCAGUUAACAGCUUCAGGAAACAAAAUCUGUCUCUUGUAGAAGGUAGAUAUGAUCAUUAAUGCAAUACAGCAGCGUGUUUCCUCAUUACCCCAUCUCUUCAUACUAAAGAUGUCAUCGGAGCCAUUGUGCUCUGUCUCAUUAACACUAACUUUGAGAUUCUGAGCUCCCAAGCGCAUAUAAGAGCUGCUUGGCUGUGCAGUUGCAGUCAGAGACCAGCCAGAAAGUGAGUCCCUUUCUCUAUGUUUGUCUCUGCAAUCCACAGCCUACUCGCCCUCUGGUAUAAAACAAUGGAAGCCCAACAUUAUUGUGCUGACACACAAUACAGCAAAGAAAAGUUUCACAUUGAUGACUGCUCCUUAGUCAGCUGGGCAAAAAAAUGCAGUGAUGCAUAGCUUCAAUACAUUAAUGGAAAAUGAGUAAUAUUUAGCAUACAGCUGACUCAAGUUCAACCACACAGAGACUAAUGUAGAGACAGGCUUGAGUGCUUUUUGAUUUGUUUGAAAAUUUCUACUAAAAAAAGCAGAGGAAGCGUCAGGUCUCUGCAGUUAUGUCUAUCCCUGAUGAGAACCUCAUUUGGGCCACUAAAUUCUCCAACAACAUGGAUGAGCCAUCCAUACUUUCAAGGACUUUGUUAGUAAGAGCCAUUCAUACUCUUCUUUAUGUCCUCUGUGCCAAGAAAUCUGUACUAAUGGCAACUUUUGAAAUAAAUCAACUCAUGCCAUCCUUUAGUGGGGAGGUGACAAUCUUGUACCUAUUUGUCAAUUAUCUUUAUUAGAGAAAUUUAGUUGCAAGGUAUAACAGAGUUGUCUAUAACACUUAAAAUAACUAAUUUAAUUUUAUAUACAUGAUGCUCUCCGUCCUAAUGCCAGAUUAGGAAAAAAAGAUGAAAUUGAGACUAUUUUUUUAGUAGAAAAGUUUUUCAGAUUCCCUGAUUUCAUUUUAGAGAGGUUAGAUCUAACAACAGGAGUUACUCUACAAAUAACUUGAGCUGCAUGUGUGAGAAUUCAUUGCAAGCCACCUGUGGUUCUGGUACUCAUCAAAUUUCAUUAGGUGAUUGUCUUUUACAAUAUAAUUUUAGCCUCUGUGAACUUAAACUUUCACAGUGCUCAAUAUUAAACCCAAACUAUAAACCUCAUUAUGAGAACUACAUUUUUUGCACAAUUCCCGUUCUUUACCACUAACUCCAUGUUAUCUAUGUCAGAAAAGUCAAUAUAUGUGUAAGGCUCUUAAUUUUUUUAAAAUUAUUAUUAUUAUUAUUAUUAUAAGACAGGAGGGUUAAGAUACUCAGUUAUUAUUUGUAUGCAUGACUUGUGUUCAUUAGUUUAUUUUAAAAAAAAAUCUUUGCUUUUAAGAUUACCACUUUCUCUUUCAGGCAUACUUUGACCUAGGUUAAUCACACAUUAAUGGUAUUAGACAUAUUAAAUCACAAGGAACUGGCAGCAGUGUUAGUAUUUAAUUAAAAGCAACAGAAGUAUUUUAUGUCCUGAGAAUUUGAGGAAAUGCAUAGUAUUUCUUUGCACAUAUGAAAGUAAAGCAUUAAAACUUAAGUUUCCAUGAAGAUGCAUGGAAAACCUAGGAAAAUAAUUUUAACUUAUUUUUGCAAUCUGAUAAUCAUCUGUAUGGGAACUGUUAGGUUGCAGCCUGAAGCACUGAUUCACCACCUGGUGGCAGGACACAGCCAGCCCUGGCAGCACAGGUGGAAGCAAUUCCACCAGAAGAGGUAGAUCCUGGCUCCAUCCCUCCCUAAUCUCAUUUAAGGGCUGGCAGCCAGAAGGGAAGCAUCUCUAAUGGGAGAUUGCCUCCUUUGGAGUGUUGGAUGAGCCCUGAUCUUUGGAAAGGGGUAAGUGUUUCCGUUAUUACUUGAUUGUGACUGCUACCUUUCUUAGGUGAUCCAAAACUGGUUUAAGGCAACUAUAUCUGAUGCUACCUAUCUUUACAUCAUCCUAAUACACGUCACUCAUCAUGAAGUUGUAUAGGUGAAUCUUUUAGAGUACUGCACCAAGGAAAACGUGGUUUGUAUCUAUACGUAAAUUGUGGCCAGCAGUCUGUAAUCAAGGCAAUGUUUCCAUUAACACGUUCACUUAAUACAUUAAUAGAUACUGUGAAUUUUGGCUCUAGGUCACAUUUCCAUUGUGAGUGGUGAAGUGGAUAGUCUGACAUGAGGCUUUGGAUUACUGCACUUAAAACGUUGUAAGGGAAGAUAUUCAUAGAGCAGCUUUAGGGCAAUGUUCACAUUUCAGCCAGAGAGCAGACGAACAACCUUGGCUACUUAGUGAGAAAAAAAGAACUACAAUACAGUAGGAACAGAACAGGAACUGUGAGAUUAUACGAGACUGAACUAAAGUCAUGACACUGAGCCCUUCCUCCUUUUGGUUAGUCAUAAACAAGUGCUAGAAAGAGAAGGCAAGAUUCUCUCCAACUCAUAUAGAGGAGCCCAUAAUGUCUAACCACCUGAAUACCUCCAGUCAGAAAUCCUGAACUACAAUAGUACAAUUCUUACUUAAAGUUUUAGCUUUUGUGAGAAAAUCUGUUCAAAAGUGGAAUGAAGAUGACUCCCCAGACCACAGGAGACAGUCUUGUUGUGGAUGAUUACAGGUUGAUGGGAGAAAGGAGGAGUAGCAGCUAUGGAAAAAUCUCAGGAAAGAUGAUCAGAAAAACAGUUUUGGAUACACAACAUUGAAAAUAAGUGUGAAAUAUUCAGAACAGAGGCUGGCUGAAACAAAUGGUUAGGAAAUAUGGAGAUACAUCAGAAGUAAAUGCCAAGAUUUGUAUACCGUUAGUAUAUGAACCCACACAAUUGGAGGCUUAGGUUAUGCAGGAGAAAGAGGACAGGGAGAACAAGAGAAACUCUUGUGCACUGAGCAGACAGGUCAAGCAGUUAAAUAGUGAGAAAAACAGCAGGGUGUGAUGUUAGGAUGGAAAACAUUAACAAUACCACAAAAGAUAAGUGGAAAACAAUCUGGAACGCUAGGUUUAUAGAUGUUACAGGUAUUUGCUGAGAAGCAAUUUGUCAGGAUGAAGAAAGGUGAAAGUCCGAGAGGAGAGAGUGAAAUCUGAGGCAUAGAAGUAGAGUAUGGUUGAUGAAGUGCCACUUAUUUCCAGGAGAGUGAAAGACAUGAGAUGGUGGUUAGGAGUGGUGGUGUCCCCCAACAGCUUGCUGAAGAGAUAUUUUUUCAUUGUCAAGGGAAGUAAGAAGCAAAGCAGAAGAAAUUGAAGCAAAGAAAGCAUAUAAGAGAAAUAGAAGCUAGCACUCAUUCAGUUCAUCAUGUAAUCAAACAUUAAAAACACCUGAGCAAGAUCUAAAUGACAUGUAAGCGCUCAUCAUGUACACCUGCGUUCCUUGUGUGAAGCUCUAUCUCGUGUUCAGAGCUUAUGCCAAAACAGCUCGUAUCCAUUUCUACAUGUAACUCAUGGCCUAGCUACCACUGCUAAUAUUUAAUUGCACUCUUUUCACACCAGUUCCUCUAGAACACUUCAAUAGUUUACAUUUACAGUUGUCUUAUAUCAUCUUAUCUUUCUGUUAGACAAACGCUUUGACGUGCAGCAAGCAUAGACCUGAAAAUGUAGGCUGCAACAGAAUGAUAUAAAAAUUAGCGCAUCUAGGAAAACAGGAAAUUAAUAUUAGAAUUUAAUUAAUUCUUCUUUCAUGUGGAGAAGAAAUUAAUUAGACUUAAUAGGACCAUGGAAGCAUCACAAAUGUUUUCUUUCCAUCAAAUAAAGCCUACACUGAACAACCACUAAUUAAUCAUUCUGAUAGAGCACAGUACCAGCAGUUCUCAUUGUCCAUAACUCCUCUUUUUAUUUCCUCCAUCCCCAAUUCCCUGCAAGUAUUUUCUAUCAAGGGCAAGAUUUUGCUUGGUUUAUUAUUAUGAAAAUUCCCAUAAUUGUGGGAAAAUCCAUUUUCUUGAGCAAUGAAUUAGUAAUUACCAUCUGCACAUACAAACUUUUUUUUGUAGAUGCCUACUGAUGUUCUAGCAUUAAUAUUCUGUGUCUUAAACAUGAUAUUUUAGCUACUAAAGGUUCCUAUCUUUGAUACAACAAGGAACAAUAAAAACUUUGGGAGUUUUUAUGUUAAAAUAUCCUCGGUAUCAUUUCAGGAGGACACUUUUUUCCUUUCUGCUAGUCAGAGUGGUUUUUUAAAACAUGUUUACAUCUUGAUAUAUAGCUCGUAGUCCAAUAAAACAAUAUUAGCCUUGAUAGAAAGUGUUAUAAAGUUUGUAGAAGGUUUUUCAAUGUAACAAUAACAAAAAUUAGAAUUACAAUAAAAAUGGGUGCAUGGGGUGGUGUUUUUUUGUUUUUGGUGGUUGUUUUUGGGGUUUCAUUUUUAGUAUGAUAGUCAUUGAAGAGACACCACAUGCAUUAGGUACAGGGCACAAAGGUUUUACCAUAAACACUGUUUAAGUUAUGCCAUGAAUGCUGUUAAUGAUCUUAAUGAUUUCAUGACUGGAAUGUAUGACUGCAGCUGAAAACAGUGUACUCACAUUGUUUCAAUAAACUGCUUCUCAUGUCCUUGAAUUUUCAUUUUACCACCAAGAGCAUGCCUAGAAAUUACAUCAAUUUCCUAGAUGAAGCUGUAAGAUGUUUGUGUUUUUCAAAAUUAGCUAGUGCAACACUAUGCCAUUCUUCUGUUUUGUGAUCACUUAUUACAUUUUAAUUAUGCAACCUAGACGAAGUAACUGUCCCUCCUGUACCAUCUUUGAUGGUAUUAGGGGAUAAUUAAUUUUUGGUUUUGGUUAAAAGUAUCAGCAAUAAUCCAUUGAUUUGUUUACAAUGGAAAUAGCACUUGUAUUCUUUUGAAUAUAAAUUACAGCUAUAGUAAGAGCUACUAUUCUGCACUGAAGUGGUACUGGCCCCUUUGGGUUAUCUGUAAGAAACACCAGUGCUGAAGGUUGGCUAACUGCUAGUUACUGAAUAAAGAAUAGAAAUUAGAAAAAAAGAGAGCACUCAUCAUGCCCUUCCUGAUUCUGGGAAACUAUCUGUGGCAAAACAGAAUCUUCUCAGUGUAGAUCAUGGCAUACUGUCCAGGUUUGGUCUGUGGUAAGAUUUGCCCUUCUAAGAGUACAGUAAUCAACCCUUCACUGGGACAAGGUUGAACUUUCUAGUUUGCACAUGAAGAUCCACUGAGACCGUUACACUCUUUAAUAUUUCUAUUUGAGUGAGCUCUUAGAAACAUUACAUCCAGUAGGUAUUGCUAAAGGCCAUGUGUAUUAAUGUCACUGCGUAUGCUCAAGCUAUAUAGCGGGCCACUUGCGCUCAUGUAUGGGUAUCUACUGCCAAGGCCUGUACUUAAAUGCUGCCUAGAGUCUCCUUCAAUUCCUGUCUUCUUGUUGCAGUGUCUUCUGCAGUGGCUGCCCACAACUUCUUUGCAUUUAUAGUUAAGCCAGCAUUUCAGGAUGAAAAAAUUCUGUUCUUAUGCCCAAGUAACAAAAGUAAGCUGAGUGAUUUUAAUACAGAAGAAAAAAAAAAAAGCCUUUUUUUAAUGAGAAUUUAAAAUGGGCACUUUACACUUCAGGAUCAGUAACUGUCAGAAGCAUUUUCAUGGACAAAACAGUGCAGUUCAGAAGGGGACUAUCCAUGCUAUUUUCCAUAGCCUGAAAUCUAGACAUGGUUGGAAAAGUAUGUUUUAAAGUGUCAUCACACUUCACUGCCAACUAGCAGGUUUUGGUGAGUACCUAGCAACUGAAUGUGUUGGUGCUCUUCAAAAAGGUUGUCAUAGCUUUGCUCUGACAUGACACGACAUAAACUCUAGCCAAGAAAUAUACUACUGAUGUUCAAAGAUACAAAUGUCUUAUACAGAUUUUAUUUCCUCUAAAAUCACAUGCAACUGUGCACAGCAGUGCUAGAGGCGGUACUGCUCCAAGUGAAAGGGCCUGGAGCCAUUCAGGGAUUCCUAUCAAGGACCAGCUCUACAAAACAUUCAUCAGAAGCAGGAUGGUUCAAGCAUAGCUCUGCAAGUAGAGGAGAUAGAAAUUAACCAUCUGUCUAAUCCAUCCUUUUGCAUCAUAUGAUAAUUAGGUUGAUGCUUUUGCAAAUAUAUUUACCCUUUUUUCAAAUAAUGCAUUUAAUUACUUCAGUUUCCACUUUCAAGUAACCAGACUUUGUCCUUGCUGACAAUCUCUCUAUUGUCAAAAGAAAAAAAGCAGGAAGUAAUCAAACCAAGUUUGACAAAUCCAUUUCUCACUGCUCCCACCUCUAGUUGCAUCAUUAAUUCCUGCUUUUAAUUUUUUCCUUUCUUCUCUUCCAUUUACUGUUUCUCCAGGCUCAGACCAAAACCCCCCCCAAAUAAAAAACUUCUGAUGUUCUCCUUCAGCUUGUUCUUACCAGAAAAAUCCAUGACUCCACACAAGGGAGAUCUUUCUUCACCACAAAUACACUGUUAAAGGAAGGAAGGCUUUGAUAGGAUCCUUGUCCAAGCCUAAGUAGUUUGAAUCUCCGUGAUAUUUCCUGUCGUUGUUCCAGCCUGACUGUUCCUACAGAUAUAUGCAGUGCAGGCAAGUUUGUUCUCAGUCUAGCUAGAAGAAUAAAAUACACACUCAUCGGCUAAAACCUUUUCUUUUUAAUUUUGACCUCAGCAAAAAUGAUUAUCCAAGAAAACAGAACCAUGAACAUCAACAUUAAUUCUCAUCUCAAUUACUAAGAGUUAUAAUCUGUAACUGAUUAGUGAAGAUUCUUAGAAAAUUUAUGGUAGUGUCCUUUAUUAUAAUGCUCUGUAUUAUAAAUCGUACUAUUUUUUUUCUCUUUACUGCUUUUAUAUUGAAGCCUCUUUUUCUUUGUCACAAAGAGUUAAAAUCUGUAAGAGAAUUUAAGAGCCUUGAAGUAAUUUGGCACAUCAGUUUUAGCUCAGCUAUUAUCCAGCUGCAUCAAGAUAUUAAUGUAGUCAUCUCUCUUUAGUCUCAAUGAAUUGCUAUAAAAGUGUCAAACAAUUAGAUUAUGUUGGCCAAUGUAACCCUGUUUGAUGGAGUACAGAUGUAGGGCAUGUCCCUUGAAUCACACUGACGAAAAAAUACAAAGGCUUAUAGAACUCCAGUGUAAAUUUAUUUGAAUAUACCUACUAUUUAAAUUUCUAAUGUCAGUGCUUACAACACCAAAAACCCAAAAAUGCUAAAUAAAUGUUUUCAGAUGGAGUAAAAGUAAAUGUCAUUUAAGACAAAUAUAAGUGGCCUCUAUUAGAGGAGAAAAAAAUAACCUAUAAAAUCAGCAGAGACCAGUAUACUGGUACAACCAUAGACACUAUCCCAUUUGCAUGGACGUGACUAUAACAAAGGAGCAAACUUAAGAUUUCUCCUGUGGAAAUACUACUGCUUUAAAUUCUGUCUCUGACUGGAACAGAAAAUGCAACACAUACAUUUCUGUCAGGAAGACAUCUACUUUAUAAAUACUUGGUACAGAUAUCUGGCUACAAACAUCUCAGUAGUUGUUGUAUGUUAAAUCUCUUCAGAAGGCAGUGAAAUGCUGGAAUUGCCUUUUUCUGCAUGAACUUUGUGUGUACCUGGUAUGUGUGCCCUGUCUUUGAAUGCACAGGAAUGUAGAACUACUUACACGUGAAAUUCCUCUCAACAGUCGAGUGUCCACACAAAGCACAUGUAAUGAGGACCUAAAGUUAAGCUGGUGUAACUGAAAACCUGAAAACUCUUUCUGUCUUCUGUAUGACAAAGAUUUAGAACGUGCUGAAGCUGAUCACAUUUUGCUAGAACAGACACUCCACAUGCAAAACAUAAUGCCAGUGUAUCUCCAUGAUUUACCUCAGCUGAAGAGGUUCUCCAAUCUACCCCUAUAAAUCCUUAUCCUUGUACAUCUGAGCUAGAGCCUAGUCUUGAGCAGCAGCGCAGGAGAAAGCAUGCAUUUGUGCACAGAAGUGACAUUAGAUUAUGUGAUUAAAGCCUAAUCAUCAUAAACAAAGGACUGAUGAGGAUCAGAUGAACAAUGACAUGAAAAGAACUCUAGUCACAUAAGCAGUGCAAGGAGUCAAGCACCUAUCUGCUACUCAGGCUAUCAAAGGAAGACCAUGAGAGGUGAAAUUUAGGAAGUAUUGCUGUGCUUGGAAAAGAUGGCAGUGUUCUCCAAUUCAGUGACCACAUUCUAGAACAGUUUUUCACUAUUAAGUACUAUCAUACUUAUUGUUAUAUGCAGUUUAGCUGCUACUUCACUAUCAAGAUCAACCAAAUGGUUAGAGAUAGCCAGCUACACACCUCACCUGUAGCACACUUCUUAUUCAUUCAUCUCAUUCCUUAAGCUAAUUCAAAAGUUUCCAGUAAAAAUAAAUUCUGAGGACUGAGUAGAACCGCAGAUAUUUUCGGAAAGCCAUUCUUUCUGUGAAACAGAGACUCUUAGUUAAUUCUCUGCUGUGUAUUGCCAGUUAGUUAAUAAGGACCAAUCACACCGCUACAACAGUCAGUUCAGGCUGCUUCAAGAACACUCAGAACUUCAGCAGACAAGCUCAGUACUAGAAUGAAAAUCAGUAUGUCUGUUCUGAACAGUCUAAGCAUUUCCAUCACAAACUUUUUCCUCCCCCGUUCUUCUGUUCCAGUACAUUGCUGAUUACAUCUUAUCCUGUAAUUCCAUGCUGUCCCAUUGAGUUUGCCUUGUAAUUACAAGCUUGUUCUCUGUGCUACCCAUAGAAGUUUUCAAAGUUAACACUUCUGGCUUAUAGUACCAAAGUGUUUUCCCAUACUGACUAAUGAUUGUGUUAAUGCCUUUCUUGCACUGAUCAAGAGUAUAUGAUCACCUUCUUCUCCCUGCUGGCCACCCCCCACCCUCCCACCCCCCUUUUUUUUUAUGCAGCCCAGGAUAUAGUUGACUGUCCAGGCUGCAAGCACACACUGCUGUUUAGUGUCCAAAUUCUCGUCUACCAGUAUCCCCAAGUCCUUCUCCACAGGGCUGUUCUCAAGGGGUCCUUCACCCAGUCCAUGUAAGCACCUGGGACUGUCCCAGCCCAAGCACAACACCUUUGAUCACAACCCUUUGGCUGCAACUAGACAACCAAUUCUUAACCCACCAAACAUUCCAUCCUUCAAAUCCAUAUCUCUCCAAUUUAGUGAGAAGGAUGUAAUGAGGGACCAUACCAAAGGCUUUGCAAAAGUCCAGAUAGAUGACACCUGUCAGCCUUCCCAUGUCCACCAAUGCCAUCACUCCACUAUUUCCCAUGCUAAUGGACAAUGCCACCAAACCAAAAACCUAAGAGAGGUUUUUAAAAAAAUCAGCAUAAUAACAUAUAGCAAGAUUCAGAUUUCAGGGUGUAUAUUACAUUUUAUAUACCAUCACUAUUAUUAACACCUAAUGCAUUUUCUUAAGAAUAGGAUUAAGCCAUAUAAAGUUAUUUCUUAUAAGUUUUAGACAAUAAAGAUUUUAAAUGGCACAUUAUUAAAAUUAUUCCCUCUCUUCUUAAACUUAAAUAAAAACUUUUAUGACUACUUUGAAAA
Messenger RNA from Gallus gallus (chicken), 15155 nucleotides. RefSeq names its product vertebrate ancient opsin (gene OPNVA). Gene Ontology annotation, cellular component: membrane; photoreceptor outer segment. Gene Ontology annotation, biological process: G protein-coupled receptor signaling pathway; visual perception. The record is from RefSeq and is a predicted model, not a curated record. Gene Ontology annotation, molecular function: G protein-coupled receptor activity. The transcript has 7 exons. Lineage: Eukaryota; Metazoa; Chordata; Aves; Galliformes; Phasianidae. Bases 4852 to 5694 code for a protein of 280 amino acids.